AUGUCUCCAGAACCUGCAUCCUUUGUUACCCUCGACGUCUUCACAGCCAAAGGAUUCGCUGGUAAUCAGUUGGCCGUCAUCAAGGUCAGGGAAGACCGUCUGUCCACAAAGCAGAAACAAUCAAUUGCGAGGGAAUUCAAUUUCUCUGAAACCGUUUUCCUUCACUAUGACAGCCCAAGCCAACCCCCCAAACUUGAGAUAUUCACGCCCGUGAACGAGAUGCAUUUCGCAGGUCAUCCGGUUAUCGGACUCGGACAUGUUCUCUUUCGAGGAUUGCUGGUGGAUCUGCCCGUCUCUGGAACAGCAGAGGGAGAGGGCUUUAGGACACAGACUGUCAUAACAAAGGCAGGACCUGUUGGCAUUCACUACAAUCCUGGCAGCCAAAUUGUUUCGGCUGAGAUCCCACAUAAUGUGCAUCUUCACUCGAACCCCGUUCCCGUGGAAAACCUCGUGCGUACCCAAUUAGGUCUCCAAGCGGCUGCAAAGGCCGGGCGUCUGCAGACAGAAUAUCCCGUUCUAUCGAUCGUCAAGGGGGUCACAUAUGUCCUCGCAGACCUGACUGAUGCACCGGAGGUUUUCGCUGGCAUUGCUGCAGGCCCAAGUCCUACUGUUGAUCUGGAUGAAGGAUGGAGCCCAUCAUUUGCUGGUGUAAUGUAUUAUCGCCACAUUGGUUCUACCCACACAGAACAAGGGACAAUGGUACAACAGCUUCGUGUCCGCAUGAUCGCCAUUGAUCUCGAGGAUCCUGCGUGCGGCAGCGGGUCCGCCGCUUUGGCUGCCUAUCUGUCCCUUCAAGAUGGCAGCAGAAAUGGAAAACACCGAUACAUUAUCGACCAGGGAUCCGAGAUUGAGCGGCAGAGCAAUAUCACUGUGGAGGUACUCCUGAACGAGCGGGGAGAUGGUAUAUCGUCGAUUCUUCUCGCUGGCCAAGCAGCACUAGUGACAGAGGGAAGAAUUCACCUUCCGGAAUGA
Molecule: messenger RNA, 972 nt
Organism: Aspergillus puulaauensis
Lineage: Eukaryota; Fungi; Ascomycota; Eurotiomycetes; Eurotiales; Aspergillaceae
Product: PhzF family phenazine biosynthesis protein
Exons: 2
Coding region: 1-972 (323 amino acids)
Biological process (GO): biosynthetic process
Cellular component (GO): cytoplasm
Molecular function (GO): isomerase activity
Source: RefSeq, a predicted model, not a curated record